This is a messenger RNA of Balearica regulorum gibbericeps (East African grey crowned-crane), 624 nucleotides long. It is a transcript of the gene PLPP6, whose product is annotated as phospholipid phosphatase 6. Lineage: Eukaryota; Metazoa; Chordata; Aves; Gruiformes; Gruidae. Gene Ontology annotation, molecular function: sphingosine-1-phosphate phosphatase activity. The record is from RefSeq and is a predicted model, not a curated record.
GAGGAGGACUGCAUGAAGCUGAACCCCUCCUUCCUGGGCAUCGCCCUCAGCUCCCUGCUCGCCAUCGACCUCUGGGCCUCCAAGCGCCUGGGCGUCUGCGCCGGAGAGGGCUCGGCCUGGGGCAGCGCACGUCCCCUCAUGAAGGUCAUCGAGGUUUCGGGGCACGGCAUCCCCUGGCUGCUGGGCACCAUCUACGGGCUCUACCAGAGCGACAGCUUAGCGGCCAGGGAGGUGCUGCUCAACCUGCUCUUCGCAUUGCUGCUGGAUCUCGUGCUGGUGGCAGUGGUGAAAGGGCUUGUCAGGCGGCGGCGGCCCACCCACAACAAGAUGGACAUGUUCGUCACCAUCUCAGUGGACAAGUACUCCUUUCCAUCUGGCCACGCCACCAGAGCCGCCUUGGUCUGCCGCUUCGUUCUGCACCACCUGGUGCUUGCUGUCCCGCUGCGAGUCCUCAUAGUUCUCUGGGCUCUCAUCGUCGGCGUUUCAAGGGUCAUGCUGGGCAGGCACAACGUGACGGACGUGCUCUGCGGUUUGCUGCUGGGCUAUGCGCUGUACAGCGUGGUGGAGUACUGCUGGCUGUCCCCACUCAGAACGCCUGCCCUCUUUGCGCUCUGGAGCCAUUGA